Molecule: messenger RNA, 1716 nt
Organism: Letharia lupina
Lineage: Eukaryota; Fungi; Ascomycota; Lecanoromycetes; Lecanorales; Parmeliaceae
Exons: 1
Coding region: 1-1716 (571 amino acids)
Source: RefSeq, a predicted model, not a curated record
AUGAUAGACCUUAAGGAUUCGCUACCUGCUGUUGUUGGGAACCCCCUCACAACCCAGCCUUUCCACUACAGUCUACUCCAAGAUGCACAUAUUCGGCUCGUACAUCUCGAUGUAGGGACAAGGAACGAUGCUCUGUCCAUCCAAGUCCAAGAAAACGUGAAAUUGGAGACGGUGUCCCCGUACGAAGCGCUGUCAUACACCUGGGGAGACUCCAAAAAGGAAUGCAGCAUCUCCUGCGGCUCGGAAAGCAUUGCCAUCACCGCAAAUUUGGCUGCAGCCUUACUUCAGCUACGAAAUCCUGCUAAAACUCGCGCAUUGUGGAUUGACCAGAUUUGCAUCAACCAGGACGAUGUCGACGAGCGCAACAAGCAAGUGGCUUUGAUGCGCAAGAUCUACUCAAAAGCGGAAAAUGUCGUCAUUUGGCUUGGAGAAGAGGGACCUGAUGAUGAAAUGGCAUUCCGCUUCGUACCAGUCUUGUUGUCACAUCUACCACCUUUGUCUGCGAGCUAUGGAGGAGUCGCGCGGCAAGGUCUUGUCGCCAGGCAGGCACUUCCGAUUCUUGGGUCUCCCGCUUGGAUUGCUCUUUCUAGGAUUUUCAGUCGCCCAUACUUCCGCCGGUCCUGGAUCGUACAGGAAGUUGCACUUGCUCGUCAUGCAGUGGUCCAUUGCGGCCCACAUGUGAUAGAUUGGGAUCUUCUUGCUGCCGCUAGUAGUUAUCAAAUGGGUCAGUUGCCCUCGGACGCCGAAAACGCUCAUGAUGCUGUUGCUGCAAUUAUGGAAUUCCAUCGCAAUGAUCACGGCCAGGGUAAUAAUAUCGUGGAUGCGCUGUUCAUGUCUUAUCGUUUCAACUGCACUGACCCUAGAGAUAAAGUCUUCGCCAUGCUUGGAUUAGCCAAGGCACUGGUCUUGCAGCCUGCUUACUCCGCGAAGGUUGAAGAUGUCUACCUGCACACGACCCAAUUCUUGAUCCUUGAGUUUGGAAACCUUGAUAUUCUAUGCUGCGUUUCUCAUCCCAAAAACAUAGCUACGUUGCCCUCUUGGGUACCUGACUGGCAAGCCCAAGUGGCCGUAAAGAGUAAACUUGGCAAGUCCACAGUGAGAGCACCCGACGCACCUCGUCAACAGGUGAGGUAUUCGGACGAUUAUCGAACUCUAACGGUAGAAGGUUGGUGCGUAGCUUCUAUCGCAACCGUGGCUAAUGUCUUCGCGCGCCACGAAUCUGGCCUCCUCGUCGGAUGGGACGAAUUUGUAGAGGAAACGAUUCCUCCAGACGGCAGGUGUUCCACAGAGCUUUACAGGCGGACUCUUCUCGCAGGCGAGCGCCUUCCAGGGAUCACUUCGGAUGAAGAGCUUCAUUCUGCAUACGAGGCGUGGCAGAACCUGCUCACUCGACGCCUUGGAGGAUACAAGCCACUCACGAACCUCCCAGACGAAAACGAAAAAGGCAGUGAGUUUGACCGUACCAUGACGGAGACUUGCACUGGCAGAAGACUGUUCGCUACCGCUCAGCACAACCUUGGUUUGGCACCUAGCGAGGCGAGGGCGGGGGACGCGGUGUGCUUUUUAGGGAAUAGCUCUACGCCCUUUGUUCUGAGACCCAGGGGAAGCUACUUUGAGUUUGUUGGGGAAAGCUAUGUGAAUGGGUUCGUGGAGGAAGGUCAUCCUCUAUCGCAAUUGACGAGGAAGGAGAAUAAACGAGAGUUUGCUAUCCGGUGA